CCCAAGGCCUUUUCCACGAUACCAAUGCUCCCCAGGGAGAGUUCAGGAUACCCACGUCCCACCCGUGGGCCAUCAACAAGCACAUCCUUGCGAAGGACGCGAAGAGCAGAACCCGAGCUUUCUCAUUGCAGCAUCGAUGGAGGACUUCCCGACAAGCUUCCAAGACCAUGGAUGGGCAUCGAUUCUGAGGCAGUUUAUGGCGCCAUUGAAGAGGAAGGCCCAGUGGAAUGCACACCGACCAGUCCAAGCAAGAGCCCCACCAGCCCCAGCAGCCCGGAACGAAGUGUGGCCCGAGAGCAGAACGCAGCGAGACAGUUCCUUUGGACGACCAUGGAUUCGGUGAUGCUGCGGCCAUGUGAAGUGGCCAACAGCCUCCCAAUACCUUUGGCGGCUGUUUUGACGCCUUUUGCAGACAGUGCUGACUUCACUUCUUUGCCUUUGUCAGACAUUGGCUCCGAAGAACCUUUAAGGUGUCCUCGUUGUAGGUGCUAUGCAAAUCCACAUUUCAAAUGGAGUGCGAAGGAAAGUCGGAAGUUCACAUGCAACAUGUGCAGUCAUAGCCUGGAUGUUCCUCAGAAGUUUCUGGACGACAUGGAACGCAAUGGCCAGUGUGCGGACGCGGACACCCAUCCAGAGCUGGUCUAUGGCUCCGUGGAUUUCACGGCCAGAGCCUUGCUGGAACCCGACCUGCCGGGACCCUUCGUGCCCUCGGUGUGCUUCGCCAUCGAGACGUCGCCAAAUGCCAUCGAGCGGGGCUUCAGCUGGGCUGCACUGGAAGCACUGGAGAAGGUCUUCCAGGCGCCACACUCUUUAGAGAGAGAUGUAUACCUCGUGACCUUCGACGAAGCUGUCACAUUCUACGUGCCCACCAGCCAUGGGCGCUUCCGGGCAGUGGUGAUGCCUGACAUGGAGGAACCAUUUGUCCCCGUCAGCCCAGAGUCGCUUGGCGUGCAUGUGGCAGAUCCCGAGGGAAAGGAGAUGUUUUUGCAGCUGCUGUCCACCUUAAAGGACGAUGUGGCUGAACGGGCCGCCGACGCGCCGCCUGGCCAGCUUGGACAGGAGGCCAAGAUCGAUCCCUUCCACCUGGCGGACGUCCAAGACGUGGCCAGCUCCAGUGUCUUGCGGACCGGCGUCCAAACACUGGCAGCCUUGGGUGGUGGCGAUUUGGUCCUUUUCCAGGCGACGGUGCCUGCUUCAGCCUGGGGUCCAGAUGAUUCCGCGCCGGAGGAUGACGACGUGCUGUCACCGAAGACGCCAAUUUCACCCAAGACACCCAAGACACCCAUGAAGUCGCCCAUUGCCCUGAAGAAGCGAAAACGCACCUUCUUAGAAGAGAUGCAUCGGAGUUGCUGUCGAACAGGUGUAGCCGUGUCAGCAGUGACAGCCACUGUAGACGGAGACGCUUCAAGAUUGCAUUGGCUUCCAUGGCGCACUGGUGGCGAUGUGCUCCACUUGCCGAACUUUGCUGCCACAGCUACACCUAGCAUUUCCAGCCAGUUGCAGCACUGGAUGCAGAAGAUGCAAGGCAGUGCCUACAACUGCGUGGUAAAACUCCGUUGCAGUAAAGGCUUGAGUUGCAGGGCUUUGUUGGCACCCUGGCCGGCAGCUGCAUCCUCUGAGGACCACAGUGCCUUUGAGGUACCACGUUUGUCUCCAGACAUGUCCGUGACCUUCUCUUUGGUACCAGAAAUUGAGCCGGACCCCGACGAGGA
Cladocopium goreaui is the source of this 1712-nucleotide messenger RNA. The record is from the annotation of a GenBank genome assembly. Lineage: Eukaryota; Dinophyceae; Suessiales; Symbiodiniaceae.